Molecule: messenger RNA, 1482 nt
Organism: Penicillium oxalicum
Lineage: Eukaryota; Fungi; Ascomycota; Eurotiomycetes; Eurotiales; Aspergillaceae
Exons: 2
Coding region: 1-1482 (493 amino acids)
Molecular function (GO): hydrolase activity
Source: RefSeq, a predicted model, not a curated record
AUGAGUGACUUCAAACGUUCCGCACACCUCCUGAAGGAGUUGAUCGUUCGAAUUCCUCUCAUUUUGAAGACACUGGUCCUCCAUGGCAUCCAAAUGUCGCCCGUAUCAGGCAAACAGGAUCUGCGCACGGAAAUUACCACUGCGAUCAUUCGCUCCUUCAUGACCUUCAGCACUCCUGUCGAUAAGACGCAGAAGGAUAGCAUGCGUGACCCAGGGAUCAAGGGUCCUAUGUGGGUCUCAAAGAUCACCUUGCCUCGGCCAGAGUUUGAUGUACGCGAUGCAGUGGUUCGCGCCAUCGAAGACCUCAAGACAACGGGCAAUGAGACCUUCAUUAUGCCUCCAGUUGCCGCCGUGGAGGCCGAGUGGACGGGGUAUCGCAGCGGCGUGGGCAAGAACACCCCUCAACCCGACCUGACGGAGGAAGAGAAAUACCAGGAGCUUCGCAGAGAGUCUUCCUCGGAUAUGACAAUUCUCUAUUUCCAUGGCGGUGCCUAUUUCCUCAUGGAUCCCUGUACGCAUCGGGUACCUGUGGCUCAUCUAUCGCGUCUAACGGGUGCCCCCGUGCUCUCAGUUCGCUACCGACUGGCGCCGCAGAAUCCCUUUCCCGCGGCGCUGGUGGACGCCUUGACGGCGUAUCUGUCGUUGAUUCACCCGCCUCCUGGUGCGCUCCACAAGCCAGUUCCAGCAAACAAAAUCGUCAUUGCAGGUGAUUCAGCGGGCGGCAACCUGUCUCUCGUCCUUUUACAAACUCUGCUGGCCCUGAAGCGCGCAUCUCGACCGGUUCGCUUCCACGGGCAAGAUGUGGACAUUGAGCUGCCGGGUGGUGUGGCUGUCAUCUCACCCUGGUGUGAUAUGACUCGAUCCAUGCCCUCUAUCGUCCACAACGUCAAGUACGACUACCUGGACAUGAGAGGCACACCUUCCGAGGAUCCUGAAGAACCCUCGGUAAUGCCACCAGUGCCUUUCCCACCAGGCUCUAUUUGGCCCGUGGACCCUCCUCGGGUCGACCUCUUCACCAACGCCAACAUGAUGCUCCAUCCUCUUACAUCGCCCCUUGCGGCCAAGCCGGAACAGUGGAAAGAUGCCCCUCCCGUAUUCAUCUCAACGGGGGAAGAGCUCCUCACGGAUGAAGGUCUCAUCUUGGCACGGCGCAUGCAUCAGGCCGGAGUGCCGGUAGUCGUCGAACAAUUUGAGGGAAUGCCUCAUUGCCACGGCCUGAUCAUGAUCUCCACGCCGACUGGGAAGCAAUUCUUCAAGAAUAUGUCCGAGUUUUGCCAAGAUGCUGCAGCGGGCCGAGUCACGUCUACAGGCCAGAUGACCUGGUACGCAAAGGGCUUGAAGACUUCUCGCGAGGUGCCCCUGACUGAAGUCUUGGAACUGGAUGAAGAUCGUGUCGAUGCUCGGAUGCGUAAAUCUGCCAGUUGGCUGGUUCGUGAUGAGGAGGCGCUGUUGAAGGAGUGGCGUGCACAGGCUAAACUAUAG